Messenger RNA from Sclerotinia sclerotiorum 1980 UF-70, 1359 nucleotides. RefSeq lists its product as hypothetical. Lineage: Eukaryota; Fungi; Ascomycota; Leotiomycetes; Helotiales; Sclerotiniaceae. Gene Ontology annotation, biological process: carbohydrate metabolic process. Bases 1 to 1359 code for a protein of 452 amino acids. The transcript has a single exon. The record is from RefSeq and is a predicted model, not a curated record. Gene Ontology annotation, molecular function: polygalacturonase activity.
AUGUUGUUGGGAUUCAUCGUCGUAAUAUCUGCAUUGGUUGGCCUAUCUCAUGCCGGCAAUGGCAACGGUCAAGGACAAACCAAAACCUGCACAAUCCCGUCAAAAUACAAAUCCUCAAACGGAACAGCCGACGACUCACCAGCUGUCGCUGCCGCAUUUGCAAAAUGCUCAUCAGACUCGAUUAUUGAAUUCAAGAAAGGGGUCGACUACAACAUAUUCAACCCGAUCUCCGCGAAGAACUUGUCAAAUGUGGUCAUUCGUCAGCAAGGCAACCUUCACCUCCCUCAGAAUAUCACCUAUAUCCAAGACCUGGUAGAAGCUUCCAAUGCACUUACAUAUAGUACUGCUCUAUACUGGUUCGCAUUUGCGGGUCCUAAGAUUCAGUAUGAGGGGUCAAAAGAUGUUACCACAGGUUGGAUAAAUUCAUAUGGCCAAGCAUGGUGGGACGCUAACCCUCUGAAUGGAACUGGACUGGCCAAUCGACCACAUCUUUUUCAACUGAAUACCACAAAUGGCGGUAUGAACUAUUUCAAAUCUCGCAAACCGAUAGCAUGGAAUGUGCAGCUCCUAGGAAACAAUAUCCGUGUCAAAAACAGCAUCGUUGACUCGUAUUCUGAAUCUGGCGGUUUCCCAUUCAACACUGAUGGAUUUGGUGUUACAGCUACAAAUGUUCACAUUUCCGACUCAAUUAUCUAUAAUGGAGAUGAUGCAUGUGCGGUGCAGUCUGGAUCUCAUAACGUUGUCUUCGAAAGAGCAACGAUUGGGUAUCAAUCCCAUGGUUUAUCCAUAGGAUCUCUUGGACAAAAUCAAGCUUCGUUUGCCAAUGUAUCGAACAUUCAUUUCCGUGAUGUGACAGUCAUCGAUGCUGUCUAUGCUGCUCGAUUUAAGAGUUGGGCUGGAGGUCAAGGGAUCGCAAAGAACAUUACGUGGGAGGAUAUUCGCGUAUAUAAUGUUUCAUUUCCGAUUUUCGUCACCCAAACGUACUACAACCAAGGAAAUAACGCGACUCAGCUUGAGCCUGGGCAGAUAAGUGGGCGCCCUAAUAACGCAAGUGUGAAUAUGGAGGAUUUCACUUGGAAGAACUUUAGAGGAACAGUGAAUACCUUUCAGCCAGGUGAUGGAUCUUGUGUUACGGAUCCGUGCUGGUAUGAUGUUGGACUGCCCAAUUUGCAAAGGACGGGAACUAUCAUCAUUGAAUGUAACACGCAGAGUUCUUGUAAGAACUUCAAUUUGGUCGAUAUAGAGAUGUUUCCCCAGGAUUAUGGAAAUCCGACAGUGGUCUGUAUCAACGCUACCAGCGCGUUGAAUCCGAGAUUGGGGAUCAACUGUGUGAAUGGAACAUUUGCUCCUUUGAGUUAA